This is a messenger RNA of Penicilliopsis zonata CBS 506.65, 450 nucleotides long. RefSeq lists its product as hypothetical. The transcript has a single exon. Lineage: Eukaryota; Fungi; Ascomycota; Eurotiomycetes; Eurotiales; Aspergillaceae. Bases 1 to 450 code for a protein of 149 amino acids. The record is from RefSeq and is a predicted model, not a curated record.
AUGGCUACUACAGUCCAGUCGUGCUAUACCUCGACAGCCCCGUCUCCGGCAGUCGAAGAGCUGGUCGCCAAAUACUCGGUCGCCAUGUCGGCCACCUCGAGUAGCCAGAGGGUCAGCCAGGUGCUCCUCCACCAGCGCCGGAACCUGGUCCAGCGCACCCUCGACCAGGUCCGGCUCAAGUACUACCAGUACGAGGUCACCUUUGGCCUGUACGUCAUGACGCCCGGGGAGAAGUUCGCCGCCAACACCUUUGUCUUCGUCGUGCUGUCGUUGCUCUGCUGGGCCCUGCUCCUCUAUUUCCCCUCGCUGCUCUACCAGAAGCUCAGCCGCCUCGUAUGGCUGCUGACCGGCCACAGCGGCGAAGAAAUGGGCGCCGUCUUGCGCAGCCUCGACGCGAGACCGGAGACCGUCGCCUCUGCCUUUGAAAGCCACCGCUCGCUAGGCCUAUAA